AUGCGACACACCAUGUCACUCCUGGCCAUCCUGCUGGCCAGCAUAGCGAUGGGUGCUCCAACCAGUCCUGAUGUCCAGCCCUCCUUUCACUCCAACGGCCCUGACCCUGGCAUGGUCCCCUACAACACCACCAUGCCUGAUGGUACCGUGCAGACUGUCUGGCUCCAUAAGAAUUUCAGCCCUGUCGACCAGUCAUCCGCACCGUCCACAGCGCCCGACCUCGAGCGCCGCAUUGUAUUUCACGGCGGUUCCGACACCAACAAAUGCGGCGAGAGUACCUUUAUAGACAAGACCACCCUAGGUUCGGCCAACCAGAUCGACUGCAGCGCCGUCAUCAACCAGAUGAAGGGUGGCCCGGGCUGGUUCGCCAUCUUCCAGGGUGCUGAUCUUCCCGAUAACAAGGACUGGUGUCGAGUUGCCUACCAUGACACGUGUGUGUUCGGCAUCCACACAACGGAUUUCUUCGGCACGUACAUUGGAACCCAGGACAUCACCGACAUCAUCACUGUUGCCAUGCAGAAGCGCGCAGGCGACCCUCGUGUUCAGUUCGAGGGAGAUAUGCAUUGCGACAACAAUCAGGGCCCUGGAAAGCACUCUAAUGUUCAAUGGGCCAUCUUCAAACCUCUGUAA
This is a messenger RNA of Neoarthrinium moseri, 630 nucleotides long. RefSeq lists its product as uncharacterized. The transcript is spliced from 2 exons. NCBI's taxonomy places the organism in Eukaryota, Fungi, Ascomycota, Sordariomycetes, Amphisphaeriales, Apiosporaceae. The record is from RefSeq and is a predicted model, not a curated record. The coding region runs from base 1 to 630 and encodes 209 amino acids.